AUGUGCACUGUUUGUGUCAUUGACAGUUCCGUUUUGGCGCCAAAAAAUGGCGGCAGUUUUGCCACAGAGCUUAACAAAACAAGAAUAGAUAAUGAAAAUAGUAGUCAUAGUGUGUUGACAAAGACAUUUCUGUUUAAUGGUAGUUAUGUUUAUCUGGAGGAUGUGUUGUACGUUUUGAAGAAUCAAAAUUGGACGCAGGAGGAACAGCCAUGUUUGGAGAAAACGCUCACGUUGUUGCGGAGCUUGCAGAACUUCACUCUUUGGGCUGUUUGGGACUGGGAUUCUAUACCAGCAGAACCAGAAGGUCUCUUGUACGGCAGUCGGUUUCAGCUUGGGAACUACGACCAGUGCAUGGACGCCCCCUGGUAUGAGGAGCACGAGGAAUUGAGAGCCCAGUACUGCUUAGCUGAUAUUCAUCUAGAAAGAACCGAUCAGAGUUCUAGAAAACAGGAGUCUGAUCCUUACGAUCCUUAUCAAUCGGCGUUUAAUUUAAUAGAGCAUAAAACCUCGUACCGGCGUCCGUUAAAUGAACUAAUAUGGGGAGUAUGUGUUCCCGCUGAAUGUCCAAAAGAGUCCGUCACUCGUUUGAUGGGGAUACUUCUUGCGCACAGCCACCUGGGCACAGCAGGUCUUAGAGCGAAUGUUUCCGUCAUCAGUUGCGAGAAAAAGAACGAACAACCGGAGUAUGAUCUUCCAUUCUACUCAUUUGUGGCUAUGGUGGUUUUACUGACGUCUGUAGCUAUAUUAUGUACGAUUUUGAAUAGAAAAGGCUCCAAAUACAGGAACAGUAUAACCAGAGCUUUCGACAUGAAUGAAAAUGCGAGAAAUCUUCUGACAAUGAACAAGGAAGGUACCGAAGUCUUGUAUGGUAUAAGAUUUCUGACAAUUUGUGUUAUAGUGGUCUGCCAUCAAUUUGGGUUGAGCAAUGCUGGACCAGUCAGCAAUGGGUACAGAGUCGAUAAGGAUGUCCUUAGUGUCAUGGGAAUGUUCAUCCUCCACAACGACGUUUCAGUUGACACAUUCUUCUGGCUGUCUGGCUUUUUGACGGCAACCCUUUUGUCAAAAUCUAAACGGAGCCCCAAUCUUCCAAUAGCAUUUUUAAAAAGAUACAUUAGGUUAAUGGUAGCUUACGGCAUAGCAGUAUUUUACAUGGCUGCCGUCCUUACCUAUACCGGCAACGGACCUGUUUGGAAAGCUAUAACGGACGUUGAAGCAAACGCGUGCCGGAAGAACUGGUGGCUAAAUUUAUUGAUGGUCAACAACUACAUUGACACUGAAAAUAUGUGCAUAGUAAUAGCUUGGUACAUUCCAUGUGAUUUCCACUUCUAUGUUGUUACUUUGACAAUGUACUGGAUCUACACUAAGUGUAAAACAGUGGGAAAAAUCGGUUUGAUUUCACUCUUAAUUGGUUCUAUAGUGACACCAGGAAUUAUUAAUUACAUCCAUAACCUACCUCCAGUUCAGCUGUUCACAUACGAGUUUUAUUCAGAUCCUCGACGACACGAACAAUUCCAUCUGACAUAUAUAAAGAGUCAUACAAGAUAUGCCGCCUAUCUUGUCGGCGUCUUUACAGGAUUUCUUUUCGUACGAUUAAACGCGGUUAGAGGCAGAAAGAUAUCACAGAAAUGGGCGGUGCUCGGAGCCGGUGCUAGUAUUCUGAUGAUGGGCUCGAUUUUAUUCUCGGGACCCCCUUUCUUGUGGAGGGGAUAUAAUAUGGUAGAGAGCGUGUUGUACGCGGCUCUAAACCGACCGAUCUGGUGUUGCAGUAUCUCUCUUUUCGUAUUAAGCUGUUCCUUUGGUCACGUUCCCGUGCUCAAAGGCUUUUUAAGCUGGAAACCGUUCGUACCUCUCAGCAGAUUAACAUAUGGCCUGUAUUUGAUACAUCCGGCUAUUAUAAUGAGGAAUGUUGCAAUUACACGGAACUUACAACAUCAUGACAAUUUCUAUCAGCUUAUAGCAUCUUUUGGUGCGAUAUUCUUUGGAUUGUUAUGGUCUUUCUUCUUGUGGUUGCUGGCUGAAGGACCAUUCAACAAUCUAGCUCGUUUGAUGUUUAUGUCAAGAAUGAAAUUGGAAGAAAAAAGGCAAGAUGAAAACAAGCCCGACGGAAACACUGGGCAUCUUCAAGAUAAUCUACCCCCCACUGUCCACGUGAUCGACUCUUCGAAGAUUUAA
Molecule: messenger RNA, 2172 nt
Organism: Leptosia nina
Lineage: Eukaryota; Metazoa; Arthropoda; Insecta; Lepidoptera; Pieridae
Source: the annotation of a GenBank genome assembly